CACCUGGCAGCGGCUAACGUUCUCGUGCUUUCUCGCCGUCUAGAAUCCGUGACUGCGGCGAUGAGGUACUCAUGGACAUAUCCGAGAUGCUUUUUAAUGAGCUUGCGUUGCUGAGGCUGAUGAGAGACUUGGAGGAGCCGACAUCAGGUUCCUUGACCCCCCGCGGCGGUCAGGUCCCCAUUAAACAGGAGGAUGACAUGGAAAGGCACAAGCGGCUUCCCAGCUCGUCAUCCUCCUCGGACUAUGUGCGGUAUGAGGAGAGUUCGUCAGCGGCUGAGAGUAGCAGCAGCGGCAGCAGCAGCAGUGAGGAGAACGGGGGUGCAGAGUACGUGCUCAAGGAGGGCAUACCUGAGGAGGAGGACAAGGAUAAAGACCACUGCAGCGAGAAGCAGGAGGAAGACGACGACGACGUCAAUGAGAAUGAGGAGAUGGAGAAUCUAGGCAGGGUAUGGCACAUGUGAUGUUCAGUUAUUGGGUCA
Molecule: messenger RNA, 479 nt
Organism: Priapulus caudatus
Lineage: Eukaryota; Metazoa; Priapulida; Priapulimorpha; Priapulimorphida; Priapulidae
Product: suppressor protein SRP40-like
Exons: 2
Coding region: 72-461 (129 amino acids)
Source: RefSeq, a predicted model, not a curated record